AUGACGGAACCACCGCCAAAGAAGCGCAUCGUGAUCAUCGGCGGCGGAAUCAUCGGGUGCACGACGGCGUAUUUUCUAACGCGGCACCUUCAAUACGACCGCUCGCUGCACACGAUUCACCUGAUCGAGGCGACGGACAUCGCCAGCGGUGCCUCAGGGAAAGCCGGCGGGCUGCUGGCGCUCUGGGCGUAUCCGGCGUGUCUGGUGCCGCUGAGCUUUAAGCUGCACGGCGAUCUCGCGAGGGAACACGAUGGCGCGGAGCGCUGGGGAUACCGCGGUGUGGGCGUGGGCCAGAUUGAGCUGGUUGGGAGGAAGGUCGGCGAGCGGCAGAUGAAGGCUGCGGGAGAUGGAUGUGGCGACGAUAUUCGGGGUAUCCAUCGCUCUGACGUCGCUAGUGAUGGCAAUUUGGAAUUGGAUGCGGCCAGGGUGAGCCUGCAGAAGCGCAGCGCGGAGUCCUACGCCCGCCUGCGCAACGCUGGGCUGCCGGAUGAUCUGGACUGGGUUGCGGAGGAGAGCGUGCGGGCGUACGACAGCAUGGGCUCGCCUGAGGACACGGCGCAAGUCCACCCGUACCAGUUCACGACGAGCAUGGCGCGCCUAGCGGAGGAGAAAGGGGUGAAAGUGAUUCUCGGGUCGGUCGAUGAGAUCGUCGACCAUGACUCGUCGUCCCCUGGAUCUGAAGCACUCCACACCGUCAAGUACACCGACAAGGAAACCCGCACUUCGCAUUCCCUCUCCGCGACCGACGUGAUCGUCACCGCCGGACCGUGGACGAAAUCCAUCCUCCCCUCCGCGCCCAUUGGCGCCCUCCGGGCACACAGCGUGACAAUCCGCCCUUCGAGGCCCGUCUCCGCAUACUGUCUCUUCACACAGAUCUCGCUGCCUAAGGACUACAAGGCCGGCACGAAAUCCCGCGCCACAACCGUCACACCCGAGAUCUACGCGCGGCCCAAGGGCGAGGUCUACGCCUGCGGCGAAGGGGACCAUCUUGUGCCGUUGCCGAAGUCUGCCGCCGAGGUGGUGGUCGAUGGUUCGCGAUGCCAGGAUAUCGUGGACUACUGUGCGAGUUUCUCGGACGAAAUGCGUGAUGGCGAGGUGACGGCACGCCAGGCUUGUUAUCUGCCACAGGUGGAGAGGGGCGCGGGCCCUUUGGUGGGCUUGACGCCCAGGAAAGGCGUGUACUUGGCCGCGGGUCAUACUUGCUGGGGCAUUCAGAAUGGGCCCGCGACGGGGAAGAUCAUGAGCGAGUUCGUGUUUGAUGGGAGGAGCGUCAGUGCGGAUGUGGGUAGUUUGAACCCUCGGAGGGUGCUUCGCUGA
Molecule: messenger RNA, 1317 nt
Organism: Exophiala aquamarina CBS 119918
Lineage: Eukaryota; Fungi; Ascomycota; Eurotiomycetes; Chaetothyriales; Herpotrichiellaceae
Exons: 1
Coding region: 1-1317 (438 amino acids)
Biological process (GO): retrograde transport, endosome to Golgi
Cellular component (GO): late endosome; cytoplasm
Molecular function (GO): oxidoreductase activity
Source: RefSeq, a predicted model, not a curated record